AUGAAGGCUAUAAUUAUCAUACUCUUGGUGGCCGCGGUGGCCGUCUUCGGCGCCGAGGAGAAAAAGGAGAAGAGAGGUCUGCUCGGCUUAGGCUACGGGGGUCUAGGAUACGGACACGGCCUGUACGGCGGUCACGGCUUGGGGCUCUAUGGGGGACACGGGCUAGGCCUCUACGGACACGGCAUAGCCGCCGCGCCUAUCGUCAGCCAUAGCGUGGCCAUUCCCGCGCCCAUCAUCAGCCAUAGCAUCGCGGCUCCGGUUCUAGACCAUGGCCUCUACGGGCAUGGACUACAUGCUCCCCUGCUGGGCCUCGGCCACGGCUGGCAUUAG
Leptosia nina is the source of this 330-nucleotide messenger RNA. NCBI's taxonomy places the organism in Eukaryota, Metazoa, Arthropoda, Insecta, Lepidoptera, Pieridae. The record is from the annotation of a GenBank genome assembly.